UUCGCAAGGUGGCUUUCCUCGGCAUCGGAGGCUUCAUUGGUUCUUACAAUAUUCUGCUGCAGGACAGUAAGCUGCUUCGAGUUUCAAAAGCUUCCACUACUACAUCAUUUCUUCAACCGUCAUAGAAUACACUUUUCUUUAACUUGCGCCUCGAGGCGCUCUGUUGUGAAUACCGUCUACCUCAACAUGCAAUUUCCAUCACUUCCGACUACCCUCCUCCUCGGACUUGCGUUACAUGGCGGGGUGAACGCAGCUGCCUCCUCCGACGACAAAACAAAAACUCCUGACCCGUGUACAGUCGCUUCAGCUUCCGGCUCCUUCUACGAUUUGAGACCACUAUCGAUACUCCCUCUAGAACCUGGAAAGAAAGCAGCGAAAGGAGAGAAGAUAGAUGAUUGGCAUGCGAGAGGAUACGAUUACCAUGAUCACAAAGCGAAUUUCACUUUGAAUAUCUGCGCGCCCCUGAUAGAGAAGAAGGACCAUUUUGAGGGUGUAGACAAGGACUUAUGGCAGAAUGUUAGCGCACAAUACACACUUGGAUCGAAGAUAUAUUCCAUAGGACAGGAGUCCUCAAACUUAACAUUAAGAGGCAGAAGGCUUGUCCUCCAAUACACGAACGGCUCACCAUGCGGUGGUAGUGAUAAAAAGCGUUCGACAUGGGACGAUGACGAAGAGGACAAUGACAAGAAGACCAAAGGCCGAAGAAAGUCAACCAUCAUCUCAUUUCACUGCGACAAAGACCCCCUUGCAACCCAAGCAACUGCCACCUUCGUCGGCACAGAUCCAGACGAAUGCUCCUACCACUUCGAAGUCCUCUCGAAAGCAGCUUGCAUCACCGCCGAGCCCGCGAAACAAUCCGUCGGUCCCGGAGCAGUAUUCGGAAUCAUCGCAGUCAUUGCCAUCCUAGUAUACUUCCUUGGAGGUGUUUUCUACCAACGAAAUGUAGCCCACGCCAGAGGAUGGAGACAGCUACCAAAUUACAGCAUGUGGGCAGGUAUUGGCAGCUUCAUAAAGGAUAUCUUCAUCAUAGCUACUUCGUCAUGUGCUCGCUUCAUGCCAAGUAGAAGAGGCUACAGCGCAUUGAACGUCAACAGUGGCAGCAAUGGCCGUGGUCGAAAUGGUCGAAAUGAAGAUGAGAAUCGUCUCAUUGACCAGCUUGAUGAGGAAUGGGAUGACUAAACAAGGAUACUUGUUAGAAUAGGCCAAGGCUUAGGCAUCGGGUGGUAUUCAUUGCGAGUGGCGUUUGGGUAAUCUGGAAUAGAUUGGUGAUGGGUGUAGAAUCAGACCGGAGUGGCAGCGUCCAUCAUUUUUUCGUCUGUAGUAUCAAUUCACGAUCAUCUCGUU
This is a messenger RNA of Mollisia scopiformis, 1344 nucleotides long. Its product is annotated as mannose 6-phosphate receptor domain-containing protein. Lineage: Eukaryota; Fungi; Ascomycota; Leotiomycetes; Helotiales; Mollisiaceae. Bases 187 to 1179 code for a protein of 330 amino acids. The transcript is spliced from 3 exons. Gene Ontology annotation, biological process: vacuolar transport. The record is from RefSeq and is a predicted model, not a curated record.